AUGACUGCUGAACUGAAAGCUCUUUGCAAUAUUAUUUCUACCUCUAUCGACAAGAUUAACCAGGUCUGUGCUGUGACCGACAAGGACUUUCCUUCCUUGGAUCAGCCUGUCCAGAUCUCGGAAUUCACGCCUGACGGGAUCCGCAACAACCCUGAAGUUGUAGAAGCAAUUGGCCCUGCUGUAGCUGCUGCAUUCCAGCUCAUCCAGACGCUCCAACCUCCUGCGAUUACACUGGCCAGAGAUGCACACACACUACCACUCGCACUUGGCAUUGCGGAAAGGGCGAACGUGGCCGAGACCAUUAGAUCUGCAGGACCAAAGGGGAUGCAUGUCAACGAGAUUGCGUCCAAGAGCAACAUUGAUCCUAAGAAGCUCGCACGCGUCCUCCGCUUCCUCGCUACAAACCAUUGGUUCAAGGAAGUGACGCCAGACGUAUUCGCGACUAACUUGCUGUCUUCCCUUCUUGAUACUGGCAAGGAAGUGACCCCGGACUUUGCAUUGAACAAACAUAAAGAAACACCCGGUCUUGCUGCUCUCGUAGGAUAUAGCACUGAUGAGCCGUUCAAAGCGACCGCUCAUUUCGAAGACGUUGUAUUUGACCCGAAGACAGCCUUCUCCGAGGAGGUAAAUGAAGCAGGUCUUCAAAAGGGUUUGGGUGUACAACUUGACCUGUGGUCGUAUUACGAUUCUCCUGAGGGACACUAUCGUGGAAAUCGGUUCGACGCAGCGAUGUCGGCCUACUUAAAGCUUCAUCCGCCUCAGGCUGUUUUGACUGGCUUUGAUUGGAAUUUGGUUCCCAAUGGGGGUCUGGUGGUUGAUGUUGGAGGCGGGGCAGGUCAUGUCGGAUUGGAAAUUGCCAAGGCAUUUCCUGAGCUGAAUGUUGCCAUCGAGGACCGCCCAGCGACCCUGGAAAGCGCCAGAAAUUACUGGAAGGCAAGUCUCCCAUCGCACAUCGAGUCUGGCAAAGUGCACUUCGUUGGGUGCGACUUCUUCGAGCCACAGCCAGCGUUGCCUGCAAUGCCCCAUGUCUUCUUGAUACGUGCGGUUCUCCAUAACUGGUCCGAUAAAUACUGUAUCAAGCUUCUCCGCAACCUGCGCAAUACAGCCGGUUCAGACACGAAGCUCGUUAUCAUCGACAGUGUCAUCAGUUAUGCGUGCGAAACACCACGGAAGCCGGGCAUUGAUGCUGCCAUGAGUCCACCGAAGCCACUUUUGCCUAACCUUGGCGGAGCGAACGUGCUCGCGUACGAGGUCGAUAUAGUGCUCAUGUCAAUGCUUCACUCUGCAGAGCGUACUGUCGAUGGAUUUGCAAGUAUUGUUGAAGCGAGUGGAUGGAAGUUGGUCGAGAUUCGCGAGAAUCCUGUGAACAAGAUAUGGUGGCCAUCCAUCAUCUGCGUCCCUGCUUAA
Molecule: messenger RNA, 1407 nt
Organism: Fomitiporia mediterranea MF3/22
Lineage: Eukaryota; Fungi; Basidiomycota; Agaricomycetes; Hymenochaetales; Hymenochaetaceae
Product: O-methyltransferase
Exons: 10
Coding region: 1-1407 (468 amino acids)
Molecular function (GO): O-methyltransferase activity
Source: RefSeq, a predicted model, not a curated record